This is a messenger RNA of Brettanomyces bruxellensis, 1212 nucleotides long. RefSeq lists its product as uncharacterized. The coding region runs from base 1 to 1212 and encodes 403 amino acids. The record is from RefSeq and is a predicted model, not a curated record. The transcript has a single exon. NCBI's taxonomy places the organism in Eukaryota, Fungi, Ascomycota, Pichiomycetes, Pichiales, Pichiaceae.
AUGGACUUUUAUUUCAAUUUGGAUGAUUUCACACCAUCCUGGAAUAUCUUGGAUCACAAAUUUCAUAUUAAAACAAAGGAGAGAUUUGUUUCUGUUGAUGAUGCGAUGCCCGAUCUAAUGUUGAAUUUAAUCAAAUGUCGAGAAGAAGGCGACAAGCAAUUUGAUCCAGUUCUUUGCCUUUUGGGAAGUGUUGGUGUUAGGUGUAGGGUUUCAAGUUUUGAUCAAUAUGAUUACCUAUAUUAUGGGAAUGGAAAUCGGAAUGGAUAUGACACUGGGCACUAUUCAUCGCAGAAUCAGAGUCAGCAAAUGAAGAAUCAUAGGCAAGUUUUUUACGUAGAAUUUAUUCAGAUAAACAGAGCACUUCGAUUGAGUAUUAAUAUCCCCAAAAGUGUCGCUGAAACUCCACCUGUGAAAAAACCCAGCUUGAGAAUGGGUGCUUUGGAGUAUCUUCUUUCAAACUUAGACUUGAAGAGAAAAAAUAAGCAACUAUUUGAUGCUUCAAAAGAGCGAAAGAAACGAUUCACUGAAAUUGCAUCCUUUAAAAGUGGCAACAUACCAGAAGACUUGAGUUGGGUUGAUGUGCAGUGCUAUAUGAAUGUGACCUUUGAUUCAUUGACUAUUACUGUCUUCAACCGGAACGAAACUUUGAGUAAUUAUGUCGUCAAGGUUCUCGCUGAAGACGAGAAAACAAAAAAGAAGGGAGCUUUUUAUUUUCGCCGUUUGAAUUUCGUUUCCUCAUCCAUUACUGUGCUUUCCUUUAAUGAUAUCAGCUCUAACGAAAAUGUUCACAAUUUUUCUCUCGAUGCGAUUCGUGAGAUUCAAUUGGUGGAUUCAAAGCAAGCGGUGGUCUAUUCGGGAAAAAUCAAUGUUAUCCAUUGCAAGGAAUUCACUUCCGUGGGUCAUGGAAGCUUGCUUAUGUCAAAAAAAGAUACGGAUGAGUGCAAGGAUCAGAAUUUGGAAACAUUGAAUGCAGUAGAUAAAAGGUUGAGGAAGGACUCUAGUAAGACUGAAAACUUCAAUGCAAAAUUUAAUUCAAGUGGUGGAUUGGUUGUUGAUGCAGAAUCUACCAAUCAGUCACAAACAACUUGGUCAGAUGGUAAAAAGCAUUCCACGGGAAAGGCAGUCUCCAAAUCCUCAAAAAGGCCAGAUUCUUCUGAAGAGUCCGAUUAUUGUUACUGUGACUAUUCGGAGGCUGAAUUAUACGCAACGUGA